Messenger RNA from Cajanus cajan (pigeon pea), 1383 nucleotides. Its product is annotated as isoliquiritigenin 2'-O-methyltransferase. Gene Ontology annotation, molecular function: protein dimerization activity; O-methyltransferase activity. The record is from RefSeq and is a predicted model, not a curated record. NCBI's taxonomy places the organism in Eukaryota, Viridiplantae, Streptophyta, Magnoliopsida, Fabales, Fabaceae.
GUGAACACUAGUGUCGACCAAAAAGCAACUAAACACCAACAAAAAUGGGUUCCAAUUCCAAACAAAGUCAAAUUCCUCCGCAAGUAGCAAAGGUCGACGAUGAUGCUUACCUCUGUGCUGCUUUACUUUCUCUUAGCCAGGUCUUCCCUGCAGUUCUAAAUGCUGCUAUUGAUAUCAACUUGUUUGAUAUCAUAGCAAAGGCACAGAGUUCACGUGAUUCAUCUUUUUCUGCCUCUCAAAUUGCUUCUUUGCUUCCAAAUCAACACCCUCAAUUGGCUAAUAGGCUUGAACGCAUCUUGCCACUUCUAGCCAGUUAUUCUCUUCUAGAUUGCUCCAUUCGAACCAAUCAAGAUGGUAAGACAGAAAGAGUUUAUGCUCUCUCACAGGCUGGCAAAUACUUUGCAUUUGAUAACGAUGGAAGCUCUCUAGCUCCUCUCACAACUUUAGUACAUCACGGAUAUCAUGAUCUUUGGAAGAAUGUGAAGGAUGCAAUUGUGAACCCUAAUAGCAAUAUCCAUUUCGAAAAUGUCUAUGGAAUGCCUCCAUUUGAAUAUAUGGAAAGAAAUGCAGAGCUGAAUCAGAGUUUUUACAAAGCAAUGGCUCACUUUGACCCACUACAGGUGAAAAGGGUACUCAAAUUCUAUAAGGGGUUUGAGGGAGUGUCAACACUUGUUGAUGUGGGAGGUGGAAUAGGCGAGACCUUAAAACAGAUUGUCUCUGCAUAUCCUUCAAUUAAAGGAAUUAAUUUUGAUUUGCCUCAGAUGAUUCAAGAUGCACCACCUCUUCCAGGUAUAGAGCAUAUCGGAGGAUCUAUGUUUGAAAGUGUUCCAAAUGGUGAUGCCAUUUUACUCAAGCAUGUCUGUCACAAUUGGUCAGAUGAAGAUUGUAUCAAGUUUUUAAAGAAUUGUCACAAAGCUUUGCCACCACAUGGAAAAGUGAUUGUUUGGGAACAUAUGGUUCCAGAGAUCCCAAGUUCAAGCAAUACAUCUAAGCACACUUGUUCCGUGAGCAAUCUCAUGUUUUUAGCACAUGGUGGAAAAGAAAGAACUGAGAAUGAAUUUAGAAACUUGUGCAAGAGUUCUGGUUUUUCCAAGUUUCAUGUUGCAUGCAGUGAUCUCUCUGCUUCGUCAGAAGUGGUGGAAUUUUAUAAAUAGAAAUUACAUAGCAGUUAUUUGCAAUCUCAAUUAGCUAUCAGCUGUCUCUAGCUUUUUCAUCUCUCUUUUGUAGUGGAAGAAAUAAUGUAACAAUGAAUAAGGAGGCGCUAUGUAAUUGUUUUACUUCUGUAUACUUAUAUCUCCCACAUGUGAUUAUAUUAACAUGUGAUAUUUGUAUUUGAAUGAUAAAUUUUAAAAAUUUAAGAAAUUAGAAUUUGAAUUGCUUUUA